Taeniopygia guttata (zebra finch) is the source of this 894-nucleotide messenger RNA. It is a transcript of the gene PTCRA, whose product is annotated as pre T cell antigen receptor alpha. The record is from RefSeq and is a predicted model, not a curated record. NCBI's taxonomy places the organism in Eukaryota, Metazoa, Chordata, Aves, Passeriformes, Estrildidae.
AUGGAGCUGCUCCGGGUGCUGCUGGCUGCCGCUCUGCUCCCGCUCCUGCCCCUUGGCAGGGCAGCUGUGCCACUGCCUACGCUGACCCGGCCAUUGAGCAUGGUGCUGGCUGGACAGCGCCGGCAGCUGGUGGUGUGCGUGGUGAGAGACCUGGCCCCCAGCUCUGGCCAUGCUGUUUGGAUCUCUGGUGGGAAUGGUAGCAUCCUGCAGUCCUUUGCCUAUGGAGCCUCCCAGGAGGAUGGCGGCACCGUCUGCUCCGUCUCCCUCCUUUCCAGUGACCCCCAGCGCGAGAGGGAACUUGCCUGCCAUGUGGGGGCCAACAGGACCUCCCCGUCCCACAGCUCCAGCCCCAUCCGCAUCACGGGCAACGAGGAGGCAGCAGAGCUGUGUAGCACAGCUGUGUCACCAGCCCCUGCCUUGGCAGUGCUGCUUACGGCUGUCCGUGUGGUGUUGCUGAAAGUCUUGCUCUCUGAUGCUGUUCUCACUUCCCUUCUCCUCGCCCAGAGCUGAGGGCAUGGGCAACUGCCCACACUUCAAGGGUAAGUCCUGGUUUGGUGUAGGGGUGUGGAACUCACUGGAAAUAUUCUGGAGACUAGAGAGGGGACCCCCAAAGGGAGGAGAGAGAAGACCCAGUGUUGGCUGGGAGACGUACAGGAUGGGAGUCUUGGUUUGGGUGGACAAGAGAGAGGAGCUGACACAUUUCUGUGGCUGGCAAGGCCCCGGAAUUACCUGGAGGAUGGGAAGGGGCCCCAAGGUACCUCGCGGGGGAAAGUUUCCAGAGUUCCAUUGGCAGGGAGGGCCCCCGGAGGGUUGCGGGGUACCCGAGGGGCGGCGCGGCCCCGUGCGCGCCCCGUCCCACGCGGGCGCUCGGCGGGACCGCCCGGGGGCGGUGCG